Paramecium tetraurelia is the source of this 1266-nucleotide messenger RNA. RefSeq lists its product as uncharacterized. Gene Ontology annotation, molecular function: phosphoprotein phosphatase activity. The record is from RefSeq and is a predicted model, not a curated record. The transcript has 3 exons. NCBI's taxonomy places the organism in Eukaryota, Ciliophora, Oligohymenophorea, Peniculida, Parameciidae.
AUGGAUUUUAAUCUCUCAAAGUCAUAUUUGCCAUAGAAAAUACAAGUCAAUCGUGAUUCAUCGGCCAAAAAGCUGAGCAACUCAGAAGUGAAUGCUGCUAUGCAAAAAUACUUCUAAUUACUCAAAAAGAAAGAGGGAAAAGUUUAGCAUCCAAUAAUCACUCCAACUCAAUCCUCCAAGAUUUUAAGCUAAUUGGUGACAAAGGUGUCCCCUUAACUGGAUAUUCAUUUACCUGUAAAACCCCCAACUCCAACUGGAACUUAAUCAUAUCGACCAUCGACUGAAAAGAAACCACAUCAUCGUCCUCAGCAAUCUGUUGGUUAGAACAAGGAUCUUAUCCUGAAGAAACUGCAGAGUGCUUUGUUUCAAAAGCCAAAAACACAAUCACAAUAGGUUACUCCAAAAAGUGCUGGGAAGGGCAGUCUAAGUGUUAAUAAAUAUUUUGAGAGCACUAAGAAGUUAAGUACGGAUCAACAACAAUAUUACAUAACCAAAGUGAGGAAUGCAUUUAGCAAACCUAUUCAUGAUGACUACUUUAGUAGAAUGUACAGAGAGCAUUUUCUUUAAACCUAUUAAGGAAUCUAUGUUGCCUCGUAUUUAUAGCCAGCCGACCCAAAAGAUCUUAAAAUCAAAUAAGUACGUCUGAAACAAAAGGAUAUUUACAAAAAUAAAAUUAGCAUCGUUUUUGAUCUUGAUGAGACCCUGGUUCAUUGCAACGAGAGUCUAGCCAUUCCCAGCGAUGUGAUCCUUACUAUUCAGGUUUCUCCUCAAGAAACGAUUAAAGCGGGAAUCAACAUUAGACCUGGGGCUGUUAAAUUGCUAGAAUUAUUGGUCAAUGACUUUGAAUUGAUCAUUUUCACUGCUUCGCAUCCUUGUUAUGCCUAAAAGGUGAUUGAGUAUCUGGAUCCCAAUAAGACCCUCAUCUCCCAUAGUUUGUAUCGUGAUAAUUGCGUAAUGACCACUGGAGGUAUGUACACGAAAGAUCUGAGAAUCUUUGAUCGGCCAUUGAGUCAAUUGGUCUUGAUUGACAAUGCUUCCUAUUCUUAUGCAUGGCAAUUGGACAAUGGGAUUCCAAUAAUCCCAUUCUAUGACAACAAGGAGGACAAAGAGUUGGAAUCGUUACUUAAGUACCUGAGAGGUAUGCAAGGUUGCAAAGAUGUCCGAGAUUACAACAAAGAAAACCUUAAAUUGUACAACUUCUAGGAUCCAUCAGGGCCUGGGGCGGUGUUUGAGAAAUUGUUUCAAUAGAAGAUGGAAAUCUAAUGA